Lytechinus variegatus (green sea urchin) is the source of this 4553-nucleotide messenger RNA. RefSeq names its product RAB11-binding protein RELCH homolog. Gene Ontology annotation, cellular component: trans-Golgi network; recycling endosome. The record is from RefSeq and is a predicted model, not a curated record. Gene Ontology annotation, biological process: intracellular cholesterol transport. Lineage: Eukaryota; Metazoa; Echinodermata; Echinoidea; Temnopleuroida; Toxopneustidae. The annotation marks the transcript as partial. Gene Ontology annotation, molecular function: protein binding. The transcript is spliced from 23 exons.
UCGAGUCAUGUCGUGAAAGAAAUCUUUCAUCAAACAAGAAAAUGCACUCCCUCUAAAUGCUGUGUAAACAAAUUUUGCGAAAUAACCAUGGCGGACUAUAAUCCGUUCUUCGGAGAUGAGGACGGAGAAAUUGAGGAUAGCAUCAUUGCUGCGGUAGAAGAAGAAAAAUCAAGACCAUCCUCCAAAUCUGAAGGUUCCCCCAAGACUGCCUGGUCCAAAGAAGAACUGAGUUAUGACUCAAUAGCGGUGAAAUUACUAAAAGACAACCUUCUGCUUUCGGCAUUGGAAUUGCAUACGGAGCUCACUGAAAAUGGUCGGCAGCUGCCCCGCCUCCGUGAUUACUUCUCCAACCCGGGGAACUUUGAGAAACAGUCGGCGGACGGCCGCGGUGGGUCUCCUCAAGUCGGGAAUUUGUAUCGAACAUCAAGUGAAACAACAUUUGAUUCCCUGGACUUAGCACGUUAUUCAGAUGAUGGUAACAAUCAGGUGGAUGAAAGAUUAACAGUUCUGGAGUUUGAAUUGCGGAAAGCAAGGGAAACCAUCAAAUCACUCCGAGCUAACCUCACUGAAGCUGCAGAGAGUGACAUUCCAUCACCUGUGCAUUCCAAUACAGAUAUGGAGGGAGCUGUAGCAGAGGAAGCCACCAAGCCUCUUGAAAGGAGAGCAGUCAACUUUCUGGUGAAUGAAUACCUCAUGAACAAUAACUAUAAACUCACAUCCAUCACAUUUGCAGAUGAAAAUGAAGAUCAGGACUUUGAUGACUGGGAUGAUGUUGGUCUGAACAUGCCCCAUCCACCUGAUCUUCUGCACCUCUACCGAGACUAUAGUCGUCAUGUGAUCGUCAAGCCCGAGAUGAAGGAUGUAGGAUGUGGGGAGGAUAGCAUCGACGAGGAGCAGCCGGAAGCGGUGGAGGCGGACCUUAACAUGAGCAUUGAGCAACAGAGGCAGCAUUAUGAAGCUGAAAUGGAAAGUCUUGAGAAGCAAGCUGCACAGCUUAGAGAAGAGAAAGCUGAACUUAAUAUGGUUGUGGAGAAAAUGGAAAGAGAAAUCCAAUCCCUAAAAGCCCCUAAGCAGUCCACACCUAUGGUUAGUCCAAUCACAUCACCAAUGAAAGACCCAACCCUUCACCCUGACCACAGAGGAGAGAGACGGGAGCCCAUUGGCCAGGAGAUGACCGAAGACACGCCCCCUUCAUCAUCAUCAUCCAAUCAGGUGGAAGCAUUAAGGGAUAUACAGCCCGAGGAGGAAGAGGAUGGGAGAGAGGAGGAGGAUGAAGUAGACGGUGUGGAUGAGAUUGAUGCGGUUGUCAACGGCGAUGAGAGGAGUGGGGAGGGUCAGGAGGAGUUCAGAGAGGUCGAAGGUCAGACAGAAGAGAAGAUGGUGGAUGGCUAUUUGACAAGGAGGAAAAACGUUUCUGAAGCAUUCCAGAGGGCUUUGCUUGGGACGGUCGUUCAUCCUGUCGAAACCACAGAGACGAGACUCUUGGAAGAGGUUUCCCACAUAGCGUCAUCGGGUCAAGAGGUCGUGGAAAUGCUUGCAAGAUGUCUGCCCCAUAUCAUUCCUAAUGUACUACUUGCAAAGAGAGAGGAACUUGUACCGUUAAUCCUAUGUACGGCCAGCUCCCAUCCCGAAGCCAAAGAAAGAGAUCAGCUAUUAAAUCUACUUUUCAAUCUCAUCAAGAAACCUGAUGAAGACCAAAGACAAAUCAUUCUAAGUGGCUGCGUAGCAUUUGCUAAACAUGUAGGACCAACAAAGGCAGAGUCAGAACUGCUUCCGCAAUGCUGGGAACAAAUUACACACAAGUAUCUGGAAAGAAGACUACUUGUGGCUGAGUCAUGUGGAGCACUAUCUCCUCACUUGCCAAAAGAAAUCUGUAGCUCGUUAGUCCUCUCCAUGCUACAGCAGAUGCUUGAAGACAGAGCAGAGGAGAUCAGAGGCUCGGCCGUUAAGAGCUUAGGUCUUGUCUUCUCUCUCAUAGAUGAUACAGACAAAUACAAUCAGGGCCUAGACCUGCUACUGAAGGCUCUGGGUGAUAGCUCAGACAGUGUAGUCAAUGCAACUCAACAAGUCUUUCUCUCUGCCUUUGCUGCCUGGGCCCAAGAUCUUGACAGACUGGAAACCAACCUCAUCUCAACAGUACUUAAACGCCUAGAAGUCACUGCCAUUGAUCUUCAAAGGCCCAAGCCAGAUCUCCUACAGGGUGAGAGGCUGAUAGAACACUACGCUCACACGUUACAGUGCCUCGUUCCUGCCUUAUACGCCAACAUCCUCAAGACUGGACCGUUUGAAGAACAGUUACAGAAUGGGGUGGAAGAGGACGGUGAAGAAGAGGAACUUGAAGUGACAAGAUUUCCCAAGCCUCUAUGCUCUCUUCAUAACCUUACCAUCAUCAUGGGUGAUAAGAGACGACUCAUCAGGCUCAUGAAGGCCUUUGAGGCAUUCACCAUUCAAGAGGGAGAUGUGGAAUCAUGGCCUAGUUACAACUGGCUCACAAAUGAAUACAUUCCAAGGUUAUUAGAAGUGGCUGGUAGGUUGGACGCUUCCCAUACUAACUGUGUAAGAGCACUCACCAAACUCUUUGUUCAUAUCUGCAAGACUUUUGGUCCCGCAUUCACGGAUACAAAGGUUACACCAAAGUUCCAAGCAGUGCUAAAUGUUCCCAAAGAACAGUAUCAUACUCUUGUCCGCUCGGGCCAAAGUGCAGUAGCCAAAGCCACGUUACCGGUGUUUGUUUGUGGGGUUCUCGGUAGCCACCAUCGGGAAGACGAUCGGCAUCAGAUCUCCCAUUACCUUCAAGAAGCCAUCGUGAUCCUUGGUCAGUGCCAGGCACCACAGGAUAGCGUCCAUCUUGCUUUCAAUGAUUUACAUGCAAACCCGACCUACCAUGAGCUCCUCCUUGCCACCUUAUGGAGCUGUGUGGUCCAUACAGCUUCCUCCGUCCGCAUCGUCACUGCUAGACUCUUUGAAUUACUUGCCAAGGGAAUCAAUGAAUCACUGGUAUCAUCAAGAGUGGUGCCUGCUCUCAUCACCCUCUCAGGAGACUCAGAUGUUUCUGUCCGGGUGGCCACCAUUCCUGCCUUUGGUACCAUCCUAGAGAACACCAAUCAGAAGGAGACAUUGGACCGGGUUUACACUCAGUUCCAGACCUUCCUUGAUGAUACCAACUACACCCAGGAACACUCACUCAUGGUCCAAGUUAUUCAUACUUUGGCCAAGAUUGGUCCUAACGCAGAACCCAAAUUCAGGGACGAGUUUAUACUACCUCGACUAGCAGCUAUGGCCUAUACCAACAGCCAAUCAACCAAUGAUGUUAACAGAGCGGAGGUCGCUAUGGCUCUCUUUGAAGCUUACAGUGCAAUCUCAUGCUGCUUCUUGUCUGUUGAUCUGAUCCGAGAUGCCAUGCUCCCAGGACUAAGGUGCUUAAGAAAAGACAUGGAGACAGUUCUUCCAGAACAUGAGGGUGUUGUUUCUUCAAUGAUCAAAGAUUUUGAGUCGAAAAUCCAUGGAAAAGAAAGCGAGGAUACAUCUCCCAGGAGCACCAAUCCUUUUUAUUCCCCCUAUAUGGCCAGUGUCAACCCGGACAGCAAGUCGUCGGCCACUAGCAAGACUGCGCCCUCUAGGACCAUGAUGGGUGGAAUCUUCUCUUGGGGGAAAUGAACUGAAGGAGAAUCGUUCAUGGAUCAACCAAAGUGAGACUAGAUAGGGUCAGGUUUGGUGCUACUUGCCACCAGUAGUGCAAACAUGCCCCUCUUGGACCAUUGUAUACUCGUUGCAGAAGGGAUAAGGUAGAAGAAUUCGCUCUCUUUCAUCUGGACUUGUUGAUGAUAUGGCGAGAGGUAAAAUUUGGAAUUCAGUAUCAGGAUCUGGAAUCUGUUUGGGAUGUUGUCAAGAGAUACUACCAAGUUCUUGUCCUGCCCCCCAUCAGAUGGGAAACAUUAUACGCUUUGUAGUAGUCUGAACAUGCAGUCUAAAGUCCCUGACUGGGACUUGUGCACAGGUCCCUCUCAUUCACAAGUUGCACUUGCAUUAGUCUUGUCUCAAGGCCUACAUGUUGUUUAGGGUCUUUAAGGAAAAUUUUGAGAUUCGUAGGACUGGAGGUGAUCUUCUAGUUUGGUUCUGCCAGUCACCUAUGCAACUGCUGCUCCUGGGUCAAUAACCUUCUUGGAGAAAGUUUUAUCUUCUAAAAUGGUGCAAUGGAUAAUAAAUUCCCAUUCUUUGUAGAUACAACAGUUUCCCUUCAUAGCACCACAGUACCAAGUAGGAAAUGAGUGUUCUUGAAUAGGAUUGAUGAUAAUAGCUGGUGAACACUUGUAACAUCAUCCCUACCUAAUCCUUGGAUCAUGACUAGAAAUGUGUCCUUAUCCUUGUUUCAAAAUAGAGAAUGAUAAGUUGCUGAAAAGCUGAUCAGGAACAUUCCUUAUUUGAAAGAGUGUUAUGAUACUGCAGUGGAAUGAUAUGUUUAGGAAAAUAGGAAAACUUACUAUUGAAUUUACUUUUAUUUCAAACUAAAUAAACUAGUCCCGCUAUUGAACCUGACAAUGCCUUAUUGGUUA